GGACUCGGGAGCAGUGUGCAGUGUGCAGCGUGCGCACAGUCACUUGCAGUGAUCGAGCUUUGGGCCAACUUCAAGUUCGAGUUCAUUCCAAGUUGCAGAAAGAUCAAGAAAUUGCCACUGCCGCAGCCCCUCUUUGUUAUUGGCUGCGCUGAGGAAGCUAUUUGCAAUGGCGAAAAAGGCGAAGGCAGCUCCGGCUGCGGUUGCGGUGGCUGCGCCUCCCAAGAAGGGCAACAAGCGGCCGGCAGAGGAAGCCAGUAACGGCAAGGCGGCCAAGAAGAAGAAAGCCGAGAAGGCGCCCCCGGUGCCCCCUCCUUCAUCAGAGGAAGAAGACUCCGAUGAAGAGGAGGAGGUUGUGCCUGUGAAGAAGGCUCCCGCGGCCAAGGCCAAGGCUCCUGCCAAGAAGGAAGAGAGCAGUGACGAGGACGAUGAGUCUGAAGAGGAGGAGCCAAAGAAGCCUGCCGCUAAGGCUGCUGCCAAGCCUGCCGCCAAGCCGGCUGCUAAGGCUACCCCCAUGGAAGUUGAUGAGGACUCCGACGAAGACAGCGAUGAAGACGAGGAAGAAGCUCCCAAGCCGGCCGCGAAGAAGCCGGUAGCAAAGAAGGUUGAAGAAGAGAGCGACGAUGAGGACGAUAGCGACGAUGAAGAGGAGGAGGAGAAACCGGCGAAGGGAGCCCCUGCGAAAGCGGCGAUUGCGAGGGCCGCUGCGAAGAAGGUAGAGGAGGACGAGGAUGAGAGCGACGAGGAGAGUGACGAGAAGCCGAAGGCAGCGGCGGCGGCCGCGAAGAAGCCGGCGGCGAAGAAGGACGAGGAGAGCGAUGAGGACGAUGAUGAGGACAGCGACGAGGAGGAGGAGGCACCCAAGAAGCCCGCCGCCAAGCCCGCAGCGAAAAAGGCUGCUGACAGUGAUGAUGACGAGGACGAUGAUGAGGAUGAUGAUGACGAAGAGGAGGAGGAGAAGCCGAAGGCCAAAGCAACGCCGGCAAAGAAGGCUGACGAGGACGAGGAAGACGACGACGAGGACGAUGAGGAUGAGGACGAGGAUGACGAGGAUGAGGCGCCCAAGAAGAAGAGCUCCAAUGGCAAAACUCCCGCUACGCCCAAGACCCCCGCCGCUGAGGAGGAGGAGGGCGGCAGCAGCACCAUCUUUGUGAAGAACUUGGCAUGGAAAGCGGACCAGGACGCGCUGUUCGAGUUCUUCGGGGACUGCGGCGAGGUGACGGACGUCCGGAUCGCGCAGGGCGACGAUGGCAGGUCCCGCGGGUUCGGGCACAUCGAGUUCGGCUCGCCGGCGGCGGCUAAGAAGGCGCUGAAGAAGAGCGGGGAGGACCUGCUGGGGCGCGAGAUCUUCGUUGACCUGGCGCAGGAGCGGGGGAACAAGACCUUCACGCCCAGAAGCGACAGGGGCAACUUCAGCGGCGGUAAUGAUGGCGGCGCUCGGACUCCUCGGGAGGGUCAGGACCGGACGGCCUUCGUCAAGAACUUCAACAAGUUUCAGGACGAGGACACGAUCCGGAACCAGCUGACAGAGGCGUUUGGCGAGUGCGGUGAGGUCGUGAACGUGAGGAUACCUACGGACAGGGAGACCGGCCAGAUCAAGGGUUUCGCCUUCGUCGAGUUCAGCAGCACCGACGCCCUCGCCAAGGCUGCCGACGUGAACGGCGCUGACGUCGGCGGGCGCAGCAUCGUCGUUGACACCAACCCCAGUGGGGGCGGUGGCGGCGGCGGCGGUAGCGGUGGGUUCAGGGGGGGACGUGGUGGUGACAGAGGGGGUCGCGGUGGUUUCCGGGGGGGACGCGGAGACAGAGGCGGAAGGGGCGGCCGUGGGGGGGACAGGGGUCGCGGCAGGGGGGGAGGUCGCGGGGGCGGCAGGGGGUUCACCCCUAACAAGCCCAGAAUCAACGUAGACGGCGGGGGCAGCGGUAAGAAGAUUGCGUUUGACGAUUAGGUUUGGUGAAGCGACGGAGAGGGGGUUUUGGGGCGGGGGGGUGCGGAAGAUUUGUUGCGUGUUCUGAUUUGAGCUUUCAUUUUAUAGUUCGCUUGUAGGGUCGUUCAAGUCAUUUAUAGUUCAGUCACCGCCCGGCUGGCGGGCGUCCAUAAUUAGAGCAGUGCCUGAGGCAUGGUGCGUUAUCCAGUUCAAGCGGUGGUCGGCGCUUGAAGAGAAAAAUGGGUACGUAUGGGGACGGGGUUCCCGUGAGCGGGGCGAAGGACCACUCCGGCAGCACUUUCGAUAUCUGAGCUUUCAUCGUGAACAAUGCCGGGCGAAAGUCCCCGGGCGACAAGGUCGAGAGGACCAGCCUUAGCAGGCAGACCUCCAUACGACCCCUCGCGGGGGCCCCCGGGCCCCCGGGCUGAGAUGCGCAAGCGGAGCCUCGUCGAGGGGUCAUGGAGCAGCUCGCCAUAGCACAGUAAUGUGGGUCAGUGGGGACGCAACCCACCAACACAAUGGGGCUUACUCUUGCCAUGCUCACAAACCCUUCCCUUAAUACAAUCUCUUCAUAAAUCUGCUUCCCAGCUGUCAU
This is a messenger RNA of Klebsormidium nitens, 2519 nucleotides long. The record is from the annotation of a GenBank genome assembly. NCBI's taxonomy places the organism in Eukaryota, Viridiplantae, Streptophyta, Klebsormidiophyceae, Klebsormidiales, Klebsormidiaceae.